GGACGACCUUGGGAAAACAUUCACAAGCCAGCACUACAACAUGUACUGUACGUACAUCUUACACCUGCCUAAUAUACAUGGAUUAUGGCUUUUACAGCCUCUGACUGAGCUGUUGGAGGUUACAUGAAACAUGGAGUAAAGGGCAGAGAGUGACGAUGUAGAGAGGAUGAUAAUGAUGAUGAAGAAGAAGAAGAAAAGGGGGAGGAGGAUGACUGAGUAGUUUCUUUUUAAAAUGCAGGAGUCUCCAGAAUGAAACUAAUGUUUCUGUGAAGCAGAUGGCAUCAGCUCUGCACUCUCAGCUGGACACUUCAGCGCCCCGUUGAGUUAAUUGACUGAAACAAUGCCACCCAACAAUUCAUUUCUAAUAAAACUGCGUUGGUUGAACCGCUGGGGUGUAGAUUUAAUGUGAGAGAGAGGGAAAGGGGGAGUAAGAUGAGCUACAGUGAUUGAGAGGUACGGCUCCCAUGACGCCCACAGCUCCACAAUGACAUCACCAGCACUAAAAAGAAGCGCAAGCUGGAGAUGGGAGGCACCCCACUUAUUAUAUUUCAUCGCGAGGUCCUGUUUGCAAGUAAAGAUGCUGCUGCGCCUCUCUCAGGAAACCUGUGAUGUGCGCCAGCGGAGUGGCUGAAUCAUGACAUCCUGGUGAACUUCUGGGGAGACAGAAGUGCCGAGGACCGAGAAACAACUCCUGAGACGCACGGACUGGAGGUGUCCAGCAGGGAUGAUUUCUCCACUGAAAAACAACGUGUGUUGACUACGGUCCCCUUGCACGGACUGGACAGCUUGAGGUUAACUUUGACUUUUCUCUUCUUCGAAAUGACUGGAAACGCUUGUAUAAGCGCAGGGCAUCUUUCGCAGGGAAACAUCAGUAUCUUUUUUUACUAUGAACUACUGUAAAUAUUGUAUUACAAUAACUAUAAACACCAAUAUCUUUUUUAUUAUGAACUACUGUAAAUAUUCUAUUAUAAGAACUAUAUUUCACGUUGUCUAAAUUAUUCUGUGCUCGAGGUGCAGAUGAGACGGUCAGGAAUAGGCGCGUCUCCAAAGGAGGAUUCAGGGAGACUUUAUUCUUGCAUUCAGUGUCGCCUUGGUGUAAACUGCCCCAGAUCAUCUUAUUAUAAAUUAAAUUUUCCUAUCUUCAAAAUAUUAGUGGAUUAAUCCACUGAGAAAAAGGACCAAUCUUUGCGCGCUAAAAAAGUUCUAGUGUUUUGGGCAGUAUUACAACACUGCAAAGGUGGAUGCACAGCAAACUUCUGUUUUUCAGGGGCAAAAUCUGCUGCAUGAAGUAGUAUGGCAGUUUAAUUAAAAGGCACUGAUCCGUGUCUUUGAGAAGCCGUGACGCAUUGCCGGGGACUGUUUUGUAUGCGUAAAAUGAACUGGAAAGAACUGUCUUGGUGGACGCAAGGGAGCUAACAUUUGAAAACAUCACAAAGACAAAACGAAAAUAACCUAGACUCCUGGAGAGCUCAACCCGGCAUGGCCACGGCUCAGGACAGCGGCUGUUCCAUGGAGCUAAGCGGCUGGAACAGCACUGUAAGCAGUUCCGGAGUCUCCGUCCCCUGUAACCAGAGCGUCCUGAAGCUUGCCCCUUACUCCCCUGAAGCCACGGCGGCCUUCGCCACCGCUAUAACCUUGAUGGUUCUCUUCACCAUCAUAGGGAAUUUUAUGGUCAUUAUCGCUGUCCUGACCAGCCGGUCACUCCGAAGUCCGCAGAAUCUGUUCUUAGUGUCACUGGCCGCAGCGGACAUUUUAGUGGCCACCCUCAUCAUCCCCUUUUCUCUUGCCAAUGAACUGCUUGGUUACUGGUACUUCAAGUCUCUGUGGUGUGAGAUCUACUUAGCACUGGAUGUGCUGUUCUGCACCUCCUCCAUUGUGCACCUGUGCGCCAUCUCACUGGACCGCUACCUGUCAAUCUCCAGGGUUACUUACGGGCAUCAGCGGACUCCCAGACGCAUCAAAGCCGCAAUUGUGGUAGUGUGGCUCAUUUCUGCCGUCAUCUCCUUCCCUCCCCUGCUCUCACUGAACAAAAGUGAAGGAGGGGACCGGGGGAGUGAGAGAGGACCACAGUGCCAGCUGAACGAUGAGCGUUGGUACAUCCUUUACUCCACCAUCGGCUCCUUCUUCGCCCCGUGCCUCAUUAUGAUACUGGUCUACAUAAGAAUCUACCAAAUAGCCAAACAGAGAACUCGUUGCCCACCAGGAGAACCCCGAAAGGAUGGUGUCAAUUGUGCUACACCAAGUCAGCCUCCACGACAUGUACAAGCCAAUGGGAAGGAUAAUGAAGAAAGCACACCUCCUUCAUCCAACAAAGCCAGUGCCAGACCCCCCACCCUUGCCAUCACCCUUUCUCCAUCCCCAGGAGACUCUCAAAACUCCCACAAUCCCACAUCCAAUAAUCUUCUGCAACCUCCAUCCCCUUCCCCAGCUGUGACCUCCUUCAUAGCCUCCCCUGAUACCUCUCCCCAUGGUCCCUCGUCCCCCUCAUUUGUGCCUCCACCUUCCCCUAUCAAGACUAAAAAGGAGGAGAAGAAGAGCAAACGCCAGGGAAGGAAAAAAGCUGACAAUAACAAUGGUGACAGCUCAAGUACAGAGAGCGAUAUGGAGCACAGCCAUGGAGGAGGCCAAGGCAGCAGCAGCAUGCCAGGGUCACCUGCAGGAGGGGGAAUGCACUCACCGGCCUCAGUCCAGCGCUACAGAAACAUGAUCGCCACUUCAAAGGGGGCUCAGCUGGUGCCAGGGAGAAAGCCAAAAACAGAGAACAACCCAGGAGCAGCAAGGCGUAAAGCGAUGGUCAACAGAGAGAAACGUUUCACCUUUGUGCUGGCAGUGGUCAUUGGUGUCUUUGUGGUGUGCUGGUUCCCGUUCUUCUUCUCCUAUUCUCUACAGGCAGUGUGCCCCAAGACCUGUUCCAUUCCUGAUCCACUCUUUAAGUUUUUCUUCUGGAUCGGUUACUGCAACUCCUCCCUCAACCCAGUCAUUUACACCAUCUUCAACAAAGACUUCAGAAAGGCUUUCAAAAAGAUACUGUGCAGAAGCACCAAGGGUACUUUCUUUUAGCAUACAAAUCCACUGUUUAGAUCAUGGACACAAACAAUUGUUAUUUCUAAGGCAUAGGGGGAAAAAAACAAUCAUUUCCAGUUUUCCAAACAAUCAAAGGGCUGUUUUAAAAAUAUGUGGAACUGUGGAAAUUCCAGCAUAAAAUUCAGGACUGAGAGUCACUCUUUUACAAUGUGUGCAAACAGGCAAAUUGGGCCAAGAAUUGUGCUAUGUGCAGCUGAUACAUACAUCUUUACAGGGUAUGGGGUGAGACAGACAUGGAAUAGAGGCAGAGCUUGACUAUACAAAACUUCCUAGCACUUCAGCACUUCAGUACUACUGAUGAGAGUUUGAAUGCAGAUUACAUUUAAUAAUAGAUAAUACUAGGAGACAGAGUGGUGCAGCAUCACAGAGGAAAUGUGCACACACUCUCUCUGGGCUAUAAACCUGAGAGGUCUUAAAGAAAGUAAGAAAACUGUUGAGAAUUAACUCCCAAAUAAGAACAAAGACUGUUCGAUGUAUAAUACAUAAGGUUUUGCCGUUUUCAAGGAGAGAGACAAAAGUUAAAAGAAGGAAAAAAUGAUUUCUAUGAGCCAAUGGUCUUUCUUUUAUUGUUGCACAGCACAAUGAGCACACAAGGCUACUAGUUAUUUCUUACGUCUGCUGUCUUAAUUUUCCCAGCUGCAGGGCAAACGUGUUCUUUGAUUUUUAUCUAAAAGUACAAGAAGAAGAAAUAGUUUCUGAUUAUCUCAAAUCUGAUAGCACAGUCAACAGCUCCCUUUUAAACUUGUGGAUUUUAUGUGGAAAGCCUUCAUGCCAGACCCCUUGCCUUUGGCUUGGUAUGGGUCAUAAUGGACACUCAGGUUGUUUGUAAUGAUUUCACUUUUCAUAAAAUACAAAACAAGGAGAACAUGCGGUGGAUUUUGGACUUAAAACAAAAGCAUGUGUCUUAGUGAGAUGUACAAGUAAGACAGUGUGACCCCCUGUCAUCAGUUUAACUUGCUGUUAUUCUGCUUUUUAACUUAACCUGGACUGUCACAUCAAUGGACUUUCAGUGAACUGCUUCAGCCUUUAGACAUUUAUGUAAAAACCAAAACUGUCUUGCUUUUAUUGAAAAUGCCUCAGAAUUUAUUCACAGUAUCUAAUGGGAGUUACAUCUCUGAAGACUGAAAGGACUAGAUUUUUAUUAUUUAACAUAAACAUUAUUUUUCAGAAGCCAUGCAUCCUGAUGAGCAGCGGUACUUGUCAGGUAGACAUUUACACUGACUACAAAGGACAGAUGAACAAUGCAAUUAUGGAUGUGCAAUGUUACCCCUAAUUACCCCUACAUGGGUUAUUCUUAUAACCAUUUGGCUGAGUCACUCUUUGCCAACGCCUCUGGCACAUCAUCGCAUGCAGUGGACCUCUACAUAGCACAUUUGUUUUGUUACUGAGAGGCAAGAGGAUGGAUGGUACAUUUAUUUUUCUCACCAAGAGACUGAGGCUCUGUCAGUUUUCUCCAAAAAAAGGAAUAAAAAGAAAGAAAAUCUCUCUGUGACUGUGAACAGAACACAGGCUUAUUGACUCAAUGGGACAAGGGCUGUCAGCAGCAACACUUCAAUUUACUAAUUGUCUAGUUCUGCUGACCUGUGUGUGAGUGCGUGUGUGUGUGUGUGUGUGUGUGGAUGGCCUGGUAUUACUCAUGUUGUGGGGACAAAUAUCUGUUUACACAGUUGCAAUGUGGGGACUUGACGUCCUUAUGGGGACAAAAAGAAAGUCCCCAAAAUGUAAAUCAUUGCAGUUUAGAGUGAUGACUUGAUUUAAGGUUAUGGUGAGGUUGAGGGUAAGGUUAGGGUUAAGGUUGGGCAGGUAUUUAGGUUAGGGUUAGUGCCACUUUCUGGGAAAUGAAUGGAAGUCACUCUAAUGUCCCCCGAAGUACUAGAAAGACAACAUGUGUGUGUUUGUUUAUAUAUACCUGGAGGGAUGGAACAGUAGGAGUACACUGCUUUGUGGGGACCAGAGGCUGGGCCCUACGACUAAUUCAUCGAAUUUUACAAAAAUGGUUAGGUAAGGUAAGAUUCUUUUAAGGUUAGGGCAAGUGUCAGCUUUGCUUAAAGUUAGGUUAAGUCUCCUGGAAAUGAAUGUAAAUCUUUGUAUGGACCCUGUGGGUGAUGACUGCAAGGAUGUGUGUGUGUGUGUGUGUGCGUGCAUGCGUGUGUGUUGACUUUAAUCUUUCUCUGUAGAAAGUGUCAGUGCCUCCUCUGGCUGCAGUGUUCUACAGAUCUUAUGUAAUACUGAUAAUAGCAGAGAUCAGAUUUCCUGUUACAGGGAUCACUUUGCUGUCUGUCAUAUGAAUGUUUCAUUUGAUGGAGAUAUCAGUUGUAUAUCAUUACUAUGAGAAAGUCUUAUCAAACUAAAAGUCAGUGUUUAACAAUGGCUAUGACUACAUGGCUUUUUUGUGAUCAUCCUCAAGGGACCAAAGAGCCUUAAAGGACACCAGCCUGACAACGUUAUCUGGCUCUGUGUUGCUUUAAUGAAGUAUUACUUUAUAUUUGGUGUAUCUGACAGCAGGCAAAGACUGAACACACUGUAUUAUUUAUUUCCCUGUAUUUUGUGUUCUCUGUUUGUUACCUAUUUAUUGUUCUGUUAAUGUGCUUUUAUUCUGAAAGUUUAACAAAGUGGAGCUGAUCAAAAAAAUCAAGAACACUGUACAGAUUUUUAUUAUCUUGAAUGAGAGCAAAGUUGAUUUAUGCCAUUGAGCUCUUGCUUUGUGAGACUGAGCUAUAUUUCAGUUUUGAGGAUGUAUCUGUGUUGAAGGAACAUGAACUCAUGCACGUUCUGUUAUGUGCAUAAUUCAGAACUUGCAAUGCAACAUUUGUCAUUGUUUCACCUAGAUAUAGCACAGUAAAAUGUUCGCUCACAGGUACAAGCACAUUCAUGCUUGUAGAAGCCUGCUGAAGUAGGAAAAUUACUCUCUCUUCAUCAGAACUACUGUUGUCUAACUUUUCCUGAAAAUGUAAUCAAAUGUGAAAAUGCCAGUGGCACUGUCAGUAGCCAGUUUCAGUCGGGUGAUUUGCAGGCUUUGUGCGGGAUAUUAAGGCUACAAUCUGCAGCAUACAGAGCUGAUUGGAGAUUCAAAUAACUGAUUAAACUAAAUGGUUGCGAGUAAGGCCUCUGUGCACUUAUACAACUAUUCAUCUGAAAUGGUUACUUUCUCUUCAGAAAUACAAACUAUAGCAACACAAUUACAAUAAAAAAAUAGCCCCAGAGGUCAUGGAUUCAUGACUCCAGUAAAUUAGUUGCUGCUCCAAAUGUCUAACCAUGGCUUUAUGUGGUGAGACUGCUGCUUUGUUUUUAUUUUAAAAAGUAUGACGUUUGGCUUAAAGGUGACAGAUGCAGUAGUCUGCCUCUCGAUCGUCAUCCUUUCCCAUGAAACCAGUUGUAUUGUCUCUUCACUGACUGUGUUUGGACCAAAAUGCAUGGUCUGAGCUUUACAAUCUUCUAUACCCCAUCUGUCAUCAUCGCUCCCCAGUUUGGAAAUAAAGAUAC
Messenger RNA from Monopterus albus (swamp eel), 6567 nucleotides. It is a transcript of the gene adra2b, whose product is annotated as adrenoceptor alpha 2B. Gene Ontology annotation, biological process: G protein-coupled receptor signaling pathway. The transcript is spliced from 2 exons. The record is from RefSeq and is a predicted model, not a curated record. Gene Ontology annotation, cellular component: plasma membrane. Gene Ontology annotation, molecular function: epinephrine binding; alpha2-adrenergic receptor activity. Lineage: Eukaryota; Metazoa; Chordata; Actinopteri; Synbranchiformes; Synbranchidae. The coding region runs from base 1480 to 3060 and encodes 526 amino acids.